Molecule: messenger RNA, 1736 nt
Organism: Drosophila innubila
Lineage: Eukaryota; Metazoa; Arthropoda; Insecta; Diptera; Drosophilidae
Gene: Snx6
Product: sorting nexin-32
Exons: 8
Coding region: 107-1438 (443 amino acids)
Biological process (GO): phagosome-lysosome fusion involved in apoptotic cell clearance
Molecular function (GO): phosphatidylinositol binding
Source: RefSeq, a predicted model, not a curated record
CGGAUGCGUUGGAAAAAAAAACUGGCAGCACUAACUAAAAUACACAAAACCAAGACGGACUAAUUUGUUUAAUUAAAAUUAUUGUUUUUAAAAAGCAGAAUACAAAAUGAUGGACGGCACGGAUGAGUCAAACAUAUUAAAUAGUCCCUUGGCCAACAAUGGCGGUACAAUGGAAAUAUCAUCACCCAAUCCAUUGGCGCCGACAACAACAAACGGCAGCGGGACGGCAACUUCACCGGAUAGCUCUUCAUCGGCUCCAGCGACACCUGCUGUGCUGGGCGAGAAUGCAUUGCAUGUUGAGAUCUCGGAUGCAUUGAGCGAGAAGGAAAAAGUCAAGUUCACUGUGCAUACGCGCACAACGUUGCCUGGAUUUGCAAAGAAGGAUAACAACGUGGUACGUCAGCAUGAAGAGUUUGUUUGGCUGCACGAUCGCAUUGAAGAGAACGAAGACUAUGCGGGCUACAUUAUUCCGCCCUGUCCGCCACGACCGGACUUUGAUGCAUCGCGUGAAAAACUUCAGCGCCUGGGAGAGGGCGAGGGUAACAUGACCAAAGAGGAGUUUAAGAAAAUGAAAUCUGAAUUGGAAGCUGAGUAUCUUGCCACGUUCAAAAAAACGGUUGCCAUGCACGAGGUGUUCUUGCGACGUCUGGCCAGUCAUCCGGUAUUUCGCGUGGAUAAUCAUUUGAAGGUGUUUUUGGAAUACGAUCAGGAUCUGUGUGCCAAGCCGCGCAAGAAGAUGGCCAUCUUUGGGGGAUUCGUCAAAUCGCUGGGAAAGACCACAGAUGAAAUACUUUUGAGCGCAACAGUUCGCGAUGUCAAUGAUUUCUUUGAGAAUGAAUUGCAGUUCCUUACCGAGUACCAUGGACAUUUGCGUGAGGCAGCUUCUCGUACUGAGAAAAUGACACAGCGUCACAAGGAUGUGGGCGAUUCACAUCAAAAUAUAUCGAAUGCCUUAACACAGCUUUCCACAACCGAAAAGGGUAAUGUUGAGACCUUUGUAGCCAAGGCUGCAGAGGUAUUCGAGCGCAUAAAGAAUCUGGAAACACGUGUUGCCAGCGAUCAGGAUCUGAAGUUGGGCGAUACCCUACGCUAUUAUCAGCGUGAUAGUGAUGCAGCCAAGGCGCUGUUGAUUCGCCGUCUACGCUGUCUGGCGGCAUAUGAGACGGCCAAUCGGAAUUUGGAGAAGGCUCGGUCUAAGAAUAAAGAUGUACAUGCGCCUUUGGAGGUGCAAGAGGCUGAAACUGCCCAAGCGGAAGCUUGUGAGAAGUUUGAAUCGAUGUCCGCCUGCGGCAAGGAGGAGCUUAUUGGCUUUCGUAAUCGACGUGUGGCUGCUUUCAAAAAGAGUCUCGUUGAGUUAUCGGAACUGGAGAUCAAGCAUGCGAAAAACCAAUACGACUAUUUGCGUCAAUCCCUGUUGGCCCUUAAGGAAAUUGCCUAAGUAUAGGAUGACUUUGGAUUAUCGCCUGCACCUUGUUUACACACCAUUUUAGCCAAACCCCCUUGGAGUAAAUCAAUUGGUUAUUGCUAAGCAAAACAGUUUUAUUAUCAUUACUAUCUACAUAUAUAUGUAUAACACUAAGAGCUAUCGCAUUGUAUUUAUAUAUGCAUGCAGAUUACCGAAUAUGAUUUUGUUUGUGAAACAGAUCGCUUUUAUAUAUUGUAUAACGAGCAUUCCUUUAUCAACUUUACUAAUGUACAAGUAUUGAAUUCUAAAUAUAUUAAACUAUAUACAACAA